Molecule: messenger RNA, 3651 nt
Organism: Urocitellus parryii (Arctic ground squirrel)
Lineage: Eukaryota; Metazoa; Chordata; Mammalia; Rodentia; Sciuridae
Gene: Slc25a15
Product: solute carrier family 25 member 15
Biological process (GO): mitochondrial L-ornithine transmembrane transport
Cellular component (GO): mitochondrion
Molecular function (GO): L-ornithine transmembrane transporter activity
Source: RefSeq, a predicted model, not a curated record
UCCCUAGUGGCGCGCGGGGUUUGCAUCCCAGCGCCCUGUGCCCGGUUUGGGGGCUGGGGUGGCGGGUGGGCCGGUGGCCUCCAGCGUUAGCCUGAAACUGGAAUCCUGCGGCAGUUCAUCUUCCUUAAUGGAAAAUGUGGCCUUAUCCAUCCUCCCGUCCGAGAAAUUAAUCUCCCCAAGAACCAGAAAGAAGUACGGCCGGCGCCGCGGUUUCUGUCUGCCAAGUCAUAGUUUGAAAGAGGGGCUUUGGAACACUGAAGGGAUUCAGUUUUUCUAUCCCAAGUGGUACAACAAGCUCAUCAAUUUUGAUGCAUAGUGAUCAGUCUUGCCUCCUCCGAGUUUUGUCCUCUCCAAGCCAUAGCCACGUAUAACCUGAAUUAAUUGUGCACAUCUUCUGAGUUCGUCUGAAGCUUCUUGGAGUUUGGUCAUUGGCAAAAUGCUUCAAGUGGUUUAAAAACUUCUUUGUGGUUACCAUUAUCUUCUGUUGACACUGAUCCAGUGUACCGACCUGCUCCUCAAUGUGAUGAGGAAUGAAAUUUGUUCCCUGCUAUUCAUGAAUACGUCAGGGAUAUGCAGUACCCAUCAUAAGCUCCUAAGAGUUGCCUUCCACGUAGCCCAGCAGCACCAUGAAAUCCAAUCCUGCCAUCCAAGCUGCCAUUGACCUCACAGCAGGGGCUGCAGGGGGCACAGCAUGUGUACUGACUGGACAGCCCUUUGACACAAUGAAGGUGAAGAUGCAGACAUUCCCGGACCUAUACAGAGGCCUCACAGAUUGCUGCCUGAAGACCUACUCCCAGGUGGGAUUCCGCGGCUUCUACAAGGGCACCAGCCCGGCUCUGAUCGCCAACAUCGCGGAGAACUCAGUGCUCUUCAUGUGCUACGGCUUCUGCCAGCAGGUGGUGCGGAGAGCAGUUGGGUUGGACAGACAGGCAAAGCUGAGUGAUCUGCAGAACGCAGCUGCCGGGUCCUUCGCCUCUGCCUUUGCCGCGCUGGUGCUUUGCCCCACGGAGCUCGUGAAAUGCCGGCUACAGACCAUGUAUGAAAUGGAGACAUCAGGAAAGAUAAUCAGUAGCCAGAAUACAGUUUGGUCUGUUGUGAAGACUAUACUUAGAAAGGAUGGCCCUUUGGGCUUCUACCAUGGACUCUCAAGCACUUUACUUCGAGAAGUACCGGGCUAUUUCUUCUUCUUCGGUGGCUAUGAGCUGAGCCGGUCGUUUUUUGCAUCAGGGAGAUCAAAAGAUGAAUUAGGCCCUGUGCCUUUGAUGUUAAGUGGUGGAAUUGGUGGAAUUUGCCUGUGGCUUGCUGUAUACCCAGUGGAUUGUAUAAAAUCCAGAAUUCAAGUUCUUUCCAUGUCUGGAAAACAGGCAGGAUUUAUCGGAACCUUUCUAGGUGUUGUGAAAAAUGAAGGAAUAACAGCCUUAUAUUCUGGACUGAAACCUACUAUGAUUCGUGCAUUCCCUGCCAACGGGGCACUAUUUUUGGCCUAUGAAUACAGCAGGAAGUUGAUGAUGAGCCAGCUGGAAACAUAUUGAAGUGUCCUGGUGGGCCUGGAUCUAGGCACAGGCGUUUGAGGACUCCUGUUCAUCUCAGGGUUUCACGGAGUAUGAGAACAAUGUGGAAUUAUUUUGAAUAUUUGGGAAUUUUGUUUUUGUGUUCCCUUCUUCUACCCUACGUCUUAAACUUUAUGGAAAGAUGUAUACCUUACAUCAUAUAUUUUCUCCCCAAUUGUGUUGUUCUUACCCUUGAUAGAAUAUGCAGGGUGGCUGAUGGCCCAAUGAACCUAAUUUGAAAGGCUGAAUAUAGUUUUAUUAGGGCAUUAUUACUUCAUGAAUCCAUAUAUGUGCAUUUUGGAUAGUUAUAUAUUGAGAGAAAUUGGUUUCAUGUUUAAUUUAAAAUAUCAGAAAACCCAGAGGUGACAAUUUUUCACUAAAUGGUUAUAAAUGAUUGCUUAAACCAUUCUAGUUGUAGGGACUUUAAAGUCUGCUGAACCUGUGUACUGAGGUUCAAGUUUUCACAUGGUACCUGAAAACUAAAAUAUCCAUCUAGAUUUUUAAUAGACUAUACCUGCAUACUGGUGUGGUUUCCAUAUUCUUACUCAAGUUUCAGAGUAGGUAUCUUGGAUUUUCCCAAGAAGCUUUACUCUUAAAAUAGUGCCAUUCAUUUUCUAGGUGGGCUCAUAUUCCACACUUGACUAUGUUGCUGGGUGUAUCCCUAGAAGAUCAGGCCUUUGGGAAGCUUCCCUUUUUCUCCUUUCCCAAAGAGCUUUCCCUGUGCUGGGCUGUAGAUGAAGGAAAGGGCCCGGAGAUGGGCUCUGCUGGGCUGUGCUGUUUGAUAAUGGCUGAUAGCAGCUCUUAAACUAAUUCUGUCUCUGGGUCCUGGCCUGGGUGGAAUUAUGGGUGUUCUAUUGGCCCAGAUUCGGGGCUGUUGAUCCACUUUGGACCACGUUGUCCUCUCUGUCCCACCAAUCGGAUUUCGCCUUCUAGGGAACAGAGAGUGCCAAAGUCAAAAGAAGCCUUUGAUCCCUGUUUGGUGAUCAAGUAAAUGUGUAUAUGGGUGAAGCCCUGUUCUCUCAGAACUGGAAAGAGCUUAGUGCUUAGAUUUCACAGUGAAUGAUGGCAGGACUGACCCAUCUUGAAGUUUACCUCAGAAUCCACAACUGCUUGCCAUGCUUUUUCAGUGUUGGAGCCUUUUGCAUUUGGGGCUGGCAGUUUAAAUUUUAAUGGGGUGUGAAUUUACAAAGAAGUGUAACAUAAGAAAAGCAAUUUUAUUAAACUAGGUGGUAUGUAAUAUAGGGUCCAACCAGAACAAAGCCCACAGUUCAUCUGCUCUCCAUAGAUUUGGGAUGGGCAGCUGUGAUCUAACAGGGUCAUUCUUAAUGACCUAACUAAAGUCAGCCUUAUCUUCCGUGCUACUCCAAGACCAGCAGGGCCACUCUCAGUAAGACGUGUUCUUAGACAGCCUAUAGAGCAGAAGUCAGGCAGGCUGACAAUUUUAACGAGUCUUACCUGGUGUGUCUGUCCUUGUGGGCAGAAUGUAAAUGCUGGGCAACACCUCCUGUUUCCUUCGGCUUUCUGCUCUCAGACAAGCCUGUGGCAACUCUUAGCCAUGGUGUCAGGAGAACAGGGUCAGGGAAUCAAGGUGCUACCAAAUGGGCAGGGUGGAGAGCCAGGGACAUUUGGGGUGCGGAUGCUUGUCAUGCCUGAUGUGCUACAGAGCUAGAGCUGAUCCUCCAUUGGCUUUUUCUUUAUGGAAAAAAAAAACAUUUUUUUUCUACUUUUCUCUAUAUAUUAAAUGCUCAGUAGCUGCUGAAUGGCACUUCAUCUGAACAGAACAUGGGACUGGCUUCUAAUCAGAGCCUCCUUCCUCAGUGCCCAGGAACUAGUCCAUGUUAGCUCAUUUGGCAGUAGAUCUUCUCAUGAGUUGUCCAUUCAAGUUUUAACUAAACAUCUUCCAUAGAAAUAGUGUGCAGCAAGUGGAAGUGAGAAUGGAAACCUAAGUCUGGAGAAUUUAUUUUUCUUUCUAUUUGUUUAAUUUGUGAUUCAAUAUUUGGGUACAGUGUGUACCAUUUCAGAUCUGUACUCCAGACAAAAAUAUAAUAACUUGAAAUACUGUGUUAAAUUUGAGUGUUCUGUCAUUAAAUUAUUUACCUAA